UGACGUCAUGCUACUGCCUCGGCAAUGGCAAGUGACAGAGGACAAGGAAGACGGUGCUGAAGUUUCCUGGAUUCUGCUCGUUAUUGCGGAUAAUAACGAUAAGAAAAACGUUCCCGCUACCGCCUCAGUUUUACUUUUACGGUGAUUUUUUACGACGCUGUCGUUCGAGGGGGAGCUGACCAUUUUCCGCGUGAAGCUAAAAUUCGUUUGCGGUUGUUUUUUCGAAGUUGUUAAAUACGACAGAAGUUUGUUCGGUUUUCCAGUACAAGCGUAGCGCCACCGACGAGGAGCGACCAUGUCGAACAGGGAAGACGAGUAUGACUACCUAUUUAAAGUGGUGCUGAUUGGAGACUCCGGUGUGGGAAAGAGUAACCUGCUGUCCCGCUUCACCCGCAACGAGUUCAACUUGGAAAGCAAGAGCACCAUCGGAGUGGAGUUCGCCACGCGCAGCAUCCAAGUAGAAGGGAAGACCAUCAAGGCUCAGAUCUGGGACACAGCCGGACAGGAGCGAUACCGAGCCAUCACAUCUGCGUACUAUCGCGGAGCCGUCGGAGCGCUCCUAGUCUAUGACAUCGCCAAGCACCUGACCUACGAAAACGCAGAGCGCUGGCUGAAGGAGCUGCAGGACCACGCAGACAGCAACAUCGUCAUCAUGCUGGUGGGCAACAAAAGUGACCUGCGCCACCUAAGAGCCGUCCCCACAGACGAGUCCAAGAGCUUCGCAGAGAAACACGGGCUGUCCUUCCUGGAGACAUCAGCUUUAGACUCUUCUAACGUGGAACUGGCUUUUCAGACAAUUCUCACAGCCAUCUACAACAUUGUGUCGCAGAGGCAGAUGUCUGGACAGGGCAACUCCGACUUCUCACCAGCCUCCAACGUGGUGCCCAUCACAGUUGAGCCCACCCAGAGCUCGUCCAGUAAGGGCUCCUGCUGCCAGAACAACUGAGACGCCGCCGCUGACCACCUCCUUCACUUCAGUGGAGAAACCAGCAGAUAGACAGAUGAACAGGAAAGUCAGAUCCACGCAGGAACACUUAAACUAGCUUUGUCUGUUGUCUGGUGCUGGAGGGGGGCAUUAAACAAGGGAUGUGUGAAUGGGGUGGAAAGAAACCAGGUGAGGUGCUUUAAAACGGGUCUUUACAGAGCUGCAUCAGCAGGAUUCACUGUCUAAUGCUGAACUUAACUCGCCGUCUUUUCAGACGGCCCGCGCUUUAAAAGUUGUUUUUUAGACACUUUGCUGUUUCUCACUCCUGGUCAGUAAAGACUGAAUCACAUCCUGCUAUCACCUCUGUCCUUCCUGUCUGUUCCGUUCUAGAAGCUUGGCUCCCUCACCGUAUUUAUUGAACACUAGAUUAUUCUGUUUGGCCGAAGGGUUUGGUUGAUUUUCUUUAUCUUAAAAUCCCCUUUUCCAAAGCGAACCAUCUGAUUUGUGGUCAGAUUUGCUCCAGCAGCCCGAUAGCAUCCCUCUAACAGCGACACGUGGUUUCAGAGUGCUUUUGAUCUUGGUUUGGUAGCCUCUCCUUCUCCUCACACACUUUGUGCACCACCGAUGAGUCAUGCUCCUGAAAGCUUUGCGCUGCAUUAACUGAAAGUAAGAUGGUAUGGUGGUGGUGUUGGUGGGUGGGCCAGCUGCAGUGCACGUUGGGAUGUUGGCUCUGCUCGUGCAGACUCACCUUUUACAUGAACCUUCUGUGGGAAGGAUUUGGGAACUGGUUUAAAGGCAGCCUGCUAUCUGACAUGGAUGGGGUGGAUCGCGUUUCAGUGGAUGAGAUGGUGAGGGCACUCAGCCCUGCCCAGCUCCUGUGGUCCCUGGUGUACCCUGGAUGGCUUGUUUUACUGUAAAUGAAAUCGUCCGCUGCCUGCUCUCGUACUCCUGUCUCUGGAACAGGACUCUUUCUUCUGGGAUCUCCCUGAGGUCUGCCCUCACUUUCACUUGGCUUUAUUUCCUGUCCGAGGGGUGGGGGCUUUGUUCGCCUGUUAGUGUCUAAUAGUGUAAUUGAUGAGGAAAGCUUUGGGAGGGGCUUGAUUAAAUCCAAGGUUUACGGACACAGAUGGUGUUUAUCCUGCUGAUGUUGUUUCCACAUCAACACACUUCACACGUCUUAAACGGGGGGUGUUGGACAGGACUUUUUAAACUUCUGUUCUCAUAUGUAUAUUUGGACUGCACCUGUAUAAAUAAAUUCUAUUUGUUAUAGCCGA
Nothobranchius furzeri (turquoise killifish) is the source of this 2199-nucleotide messenger RNA. It is a transcript of the gene rab11al, whose product is annotated as RAB11a, member RAS oncogene family, like. The record is from RefSeq and is a predicted model, not a curated record. Gene Ontology annotation, molecular function: GTP binding; GTPase activity. Gene Ontology annotation, biological process: exocytosis; neurotransmitter receptor transport, endosome to postsynaptic membrane; melanosome transport. Gene Ontology annotation, cellular component: transport vesicle; postsynaptic recycling endosome; Golgi apparatus. NCBI's taxonomy places the organism in Eukaryota, Metazoa, Chordata, Actinopteri, Cyprinodontiformes, Nothobranchiidae.